Molecule: messenger RNA, 432 nt
Organism: Balaenoptera musculus (blue whale)
Lineage: Eukaryota; Metazoa; Chordata; Mammalia; Artiodactyla; Balaenopteridae
Gene: TMEM273
Product: transmembrane protein 273
Exons: 7
Coding region: 1-432 (143 amino acids)
Source: RefSeq, a predicted model, not a curated record
AUGGAUGUUGGAGCAGCUCAAGUGUUAGCAACGGGCCAGCCUGCUGGGGCUGAAAUUGAUAUCAAAUACGCCAUCACUGGGAUUGCUGUGGGCUUCGCCAUAUCGGCCAGCUUCCUGGCCCUGAAGAUCUGCACGAUCAGGAAGCCCUUGUUUGAUAAUGAUUCCUCCGAACAGAGGAGCACUAACGUGGGCUUCAAUGACAGCAUCGAGCUAAAGAAGAGAACUCCAAGGGCUCUCACGGUGGGGGAAGAAACACGCCGAACAGCUCCCAACUGUCACCAAAUCCAUGACCCACUCAUGCAGCCUGUCUACCUUGUAGCACCUGCUCAGAUCUAUGCAAACUCUUCGAAUACAGAAAGUGGCACUUUCCCCUCGAUAUGCUUAUUAACCUUGGGGAAUGACUUCUUCCCUUUUCGUCACCAAAGUGGAUGA